Alternaria postmessia is the source of this 1956-nucleotide messenger RNA. RefSeq lists its product as uncharacterized. Gene Ontology annotation, cellular component: spindle pole body. Gene Ontology annotation, biological process: intracellular signal transduction; peptidyl-serine phosphorylation. Gene Ontology annotation, molecular function: ATP binding; protein serine/threonine kinase activity. Bases 1 to 1956 code for a protein of 651 amino acids. Lineage: Eukaryota; Fungi; Ascomycota; Dothideomycetes; Pleosporales; Pleosporaceae. The transcript has 4 exons. The record is from RefSeq and is a predicted model, not a curated record.
AUGGAAGACGGCAAUAGAGACAACUUCCAGCUGCCCGCCCCUCCACCCCCACUGCAGACCCGCGACAACGCAAUGGAUCGCCCAGGCACGCCGACCGAGGCCUUCAUGAGCCCGCAGCAGACGCCCCAGGGCAGUCCAAGCAAACACCACCAGCCGCCCGGCGCAUUCGAUCUGCCACACGUCUUCGAAAAUGCCAUGAGGCUGCUACCCACCAUGGGCUCGCCCUCCAAGACGAAGCCCGCAACACCAACACUGCCCAACAAACUGCAGCUAGGUGACUACAGCGCACCGGACAGCCCAAGUCAUGCACCGGGCAGCCCCACACGCAAGUCGAAUCAAGAGAACACGCCCCUCAGUGGUCGCCCGGGCCUGCAGAAGGAGUCGAGCUAUCUCACGCACGCAGCACAGUCGCGGCAGGAGCCUUACAGGACACGCGAGGAAGGCCAGCAGUCCACGCGCUACAUCAACGGCCCACAGCGCUUGUCACCAGAGGAAUUGGAGAAGGCAAGGAAGCCGGCCGUCAAGCGCCUGGCCAACGUGACUCAGCUGUACUUCCUCGAUUACUACUACGAUCUGCUCACUUACGUGCACAGUCGCCAGAGCCGUCUGUCUCAGUUCAAGGCCCAGAACCCUCCACCGCCAGAUACACCAGAAGAGGAAUACAACGAUGCCCUUACACAAUAUCUCGGCCGCGAGCGCGCCAACCUCCGCAAGCGACGUACUCGGUUACGGCAGGGUGAUUUCCAGAUCCUCACACAAGUCGGUCAGGGUGGCUAUGGACAGGUAUACUUGGCCCAGAAAAAGGACUCACGCGAGGUGUGCGCCCUCAAGGUCAUGAGCAAGAAGCUGCUCUUCAAGCUGGAUGAAGUUCGCCACGUCUUGACAGAGCGCGAUAUCUUGACCACUGCUAAGAGCGAGUGGCUUGUCCGCCUACUCUACGCCUUCCAAGACGAUAAGAGCAUCUACCUCGCCAUGGAAUACGUCCCCGGAGGUGACUUCCGAACCUUGCUCAACAACACUGGUGUCUUGCACAACCGACAUGCCCGCUUCUACAUUGCCGAAAUGUUCUCGUGUAUCGAUUCGCUGCAUCAGCUGGGCUACAUUCAUCGCGACUUGAAGCCUGAGAACUUCUUGAUCGACAGCACUGGACACGUCAAGCUAACAGACUUUGGCCUUGCAGCCGGUAUCCUUGCGCCUUCAAAGAUUGAGUCUAUGCGUAUCAAGCUCGAAUCUGUCAGUGACGUUGUGUCGCCAUUUGGCCGUCCUAUCGAAGACCGAUCGGCAGCACAGCGUCGGGAAAACUACCGCUCUCUUCGCGAACGGGACGUCAACUACGCCAAGAGUAUCGUUGGAAGCCCUGACUACAUGGCGCCUGAAGUGUUGAAGGGUGACGAGUACGAUUUCACAGUCGACUACUGGAGCCUGGGAUGUAUGUUGUUCGAGGCCCUAGCCGGAUAUCCACCCUUCGCUGGUGCCACGGUUGACGAAACCUGGCAAAACUUGAAACAAUGGAAGAAGGUCCUGCGGAAACCCGUCUACGAAGAUCCUUCCUAUUUCCUGUCGAAGCGCACCUGGGACCUCAUCGUCCGUCUCGUAGCAUCCAAGUCUACCCGCUUCCGCAACAUUUCUGAGAUUCAUGCCCAUCAGUACUUUGCUGAGGUCGACUGGACGAGGUUGAGGGAGCAGAAGGCACCGUUCGUACCGGAGUUGGACAGCGAGACCGACGCUGGAUACUUUGACGAUUUCGGCAAUGAAGCCGACAUGGCGAAAUACAAGGAAGUACACGAGAAGCAGGCUGCUUUGGAGGCUAUGCAAGACCGCAACGUUCAGAUGGGCAAGGGUCUAUUUGUUGGAUUCACCUUCCGCCACAAGAAGACGGCCGACGAGAACGGCAAGCCGUCAAGCCCUAGGAAGCCGCUUCCAAUGGUUGAGGAGAACUUUGGCACCAUAUUCUAA